AUGCAGACCCCUGCCAUGAUGUCUCUGCUGCUCGUGUCCAUGGGCCUCAUGGAAGCACUUCAGGCCCUGAGCCACCCCAUCAAACGACGAGACCUCUUCUCUCGAGAAAUGCCCCUGGACAUGGCCCUGGCCUCCUUUGAUGACCAGUAUGCUGGCUGUGCCGCAGCCAUGGCGGCGGCUCUCCCGGAUCUCAACCGCACGGAGUUCCAGGCCAACAAAGUAUACGCCGAUGUCUGGGCUCAGGCAAGCAGCCAGUGGCAGGAGCGCCAGGCCUGGGGGCUCAAGUGGGGCCUCAGCCCUACCCGUCUGCCCCCGCCCACGGGCUUCCGAGAAGAGCAUGGGGUGGCCCUCCUGGCCUACACAGCUAACAGCCCCCUGCACAAAGAAUUCAACGCGGCCGUGCGCGAGGCUGGCCGCUCCCGGGCCCACUACCUCCACCACUUCUCCUUCAAGACCCUCCACUUCCUGCUGACCGAGGCCCUGCAGCUGCUGGGCAGGGGCCAGCGUCCACCCCAGUGCCGCCAGGUGUUCCGAGGGGUGCAGGGCCUGCGCUUCCGGCCAGCAGGGCCCGGGGCCACCGUCAGGCUGGGGGGCUUUGCCUCUGCAUCCCUGCAGAAUGUUGCAGCCCAGCAGUUUGGGGAAGACACCUUCUUUGGCAUCUGGACCUGCCUCGGGGCCCCUAUCAAGGGCUACUCCUUCUUCCCUGGGGAGGAGGAGGUGCUGAUCCCUCCCUUCGAGACCUUCCAGGUGAUCAAUGCCAGCAGACCGGCCCAGGGCCCCGCCCGCAUCUACCUCCGGGCCCUGGGCAAGCGCAGCACAUACAACUGCGAGUACAUCAAAGACAAGCAGUGCAAGUCAGGGCCGUGCCGUCUGGAUAACUCAGCCGUGGGUCAGGGCCCCCUUUCUGCAGUCUGGUCCCUUCUACUGCUGCUCUGGUUCCUUGCUGUAGAAGCCUUUCCAGAGAGUCCAGGACUCCUCUAA
This is a messenger RNA of Eubalaena glacialis (North Atlantic right whale), 981 nucleotides long. RefSeq names its product ADP-ribosyltransferase 1 (gene ART1). Gene Ontology annotation, molecular function: NAD+ poly-ADP-ribosyltransferase activity; NAD+-protein-arginine ADP-ribosyltransferase activity. The record is from RefSeq and is a predicted model, not a curated record. The transcript is spliced from 4 exons. Bases 1 to 981 code for a protein of 326 amino acids. Lineage: Eukaryota; Metazoa; Chordata; Mammalia; Artiodactyla; Balaenidae.